GCUGAAAACUUUUUUAAAAAACUUUUUUACUUGAAGAAACAAGUGUUGCUGUGAGCAGCUGUGCGGCGGUAGGCAGGCGGAGCGCGCGAGGAGGUCCUGGUGGGCGGAGUCAAGUUUCUGUGUCACACGCGCCGACAACUGGCGAACCCUCACAACAAACUAACAGGUGUCCUCCUCUUCCUCCUCCGUCAGACCCACAGUAAGUCACGCCACUCGUGAAGGGGCUGCUAUUUCGCACACAUAUAAAACAAAACUUUAAAAAACAAACAAAAAAAACUUCCUUUAAAACUUCUCUUCUUCACGUGAAAGUGACCUUAAAAGGCUCCCGGCAAACGCUUUUCCACGCAUGAUGCACUCGGCGCAGAAAGACACCACCUUCACCAAGAUCUUCGUGGGAGGCCUUCCUUACCACACGACGGACUCCAGUCUGAGGAAGUAUUUUGAAGUGUUCGGGGACAUCGAGGAGGCUGUGGUGAUCACUGACCGGCAGACCGGCAAAUCCAGAGGUUAUGGAUUCGUGACCAUGGCAGACCGGGCCUCAGCAGACAGAGCCUGUAAGGACCCCAACCCUAUAAUAGAUGGAAGAAAAGCCAACGUAAACCUGGCCUAUCUUGGGGCCAAACCCAGGGUCAUUCAGCCAGGGUUUGCCUUUGGCGUACCCCAAAUCCAUCCAGCAUUCAUCCAAAGGCCUUAUGGGAUCCCUGCUCACUAUGUCUACCCUCAAGCUUUUGUCCAACCCAGUGUGGUGAUCCCUCACGUGCAGCCUUCCGCUGCUACAGCAACGGCGGCGGCCGCCGCCGCUGCAACCUCCCCAUACCUUGAUUAUACCGGAGCGGCUUACGCGCAGUAUUCGGCCGCCGCCACUGCUGCUGCCGCCGCCGCCGCCUAUGAGCAGUAUCCCUACGCAGCCUCGCCAGCGCCAACCAGCUACAUGACAACAGCAGGGUACGGAUACACUGUCCAGCAGCCGCUGGCAACCGCGGCCACCCCAGGAGCUGCUGCAGCGGCGGCGGCAUUCAGCCAGUACCAGCCCCAGCAACUCCAAACAGAUCGCAUGCAGUAAAAAACAAGGAGACUACCUUUAAUGCAGGAAAACAAAAAGGGAGCGACCACCUACUUCAACUGAAAAGGAAGCUAGCAGGGCGAAGUUUUUAACCUUCCACCAAAGAGGCCGAAGAAGAAAAGUGUGGAGAUUUAGAGUUUUUUUCUCAUGUAUAUUUUAUUCAAGUGAGAUCAGUAUUGGAUAUUAUAAUAAUAUUUAAUAUUUAUUCAACAUUAAAUAUGUCAGUUUCAGGAUUUUACACACACAGCUAAGAAGAAUUUGCAAGAAAAUCUCAAGUUCAUUAGUGUCCCAUGGAUCGGCGUUCUUCCGUUACAUCGUAACAAACACUAUUUGUAGUUGGGGAAAAAUGGCUGCUGUUACCUUCCAUUUUCAGUAUUUUAAACUUUUUUCUCUGUUUGUGUCUUUGGCCCAUUAGAUGGGGUAUUUAGUUAGACCUACACAUGGAAGAAUACAUAUCAGUUUUCUUAGAAAUGUAGCUGAAGUUGGUAAUAGUAGUUUUUUUUUCCUUCAAGAACAACAAAGCAGAACAGCCGCUGAAUGUGAAUCUCUUGUUUUGAUAAAACUUUUCACGGUGUGCCUUUUAAAUAAUGCUAUUUAUAUAUUUAUUCUGGAACAUCACAGCAAUAAACCCGUCGUUUGCUUUCACAUGUAAGUAUGGAACCUGCUGCACCAUAUGUGCUGCUGGAUUUGUCUCGAGUGUUAAUAGUUUCACAGAGCGCUGCCGUCUUUAUGAAGAACAAACGAGUAGAUGAGUAGCAUUUUUUUUGUAGUUUUGUUGUAUCUAAGAUUCAGAACUCUUAAAUGUAGUUUUUUUAUUUUAUACUUGACCAGUUUGUUAAAAGACAGGGCUUAUGUGAGCUGCUAACUUUUAGAAUUUCUCAUGUUCCAUGUCUUUUGACAUUCAUGUUUUGUAAUGCAAAGGCACCACCUGUUUGCCUUGUAAUGCAUGAUUCCAAAUGAUGUGAUUUGGGAAAUAAAUUGAAAUGACCUUUG
This is a messenger RNA of Oryzias melastigma (Indian medaka), 2056 nucleotides long. It is a transcript of the gene rbm24b, whose product is annotated as RNA binding motif protein 24b. NCBI's taxonomy places the organism in Eukaryota, Metazoa, Chordata, Actinopteri, Beloniformes, Adrianichthyidae. The transcript has 4 exons. The record is from RefSeq and is a predicted model, not a curated record. The coding region runs from base 347 to 1063 and encodes 238 amino acids. Gene Ontology annotation, molecular function: mRNA 3'-UTR binding. Gene Ontology annotation, cellular component: cytosol.